This is a messenger RNA of Staurois parvus, 258 nucleotides long. The record is from the annotation of a GenBank genome assembly. Lineage: Eukaryota; Metazoa; Chordata; Amphibia; Anura; Ranidae.
AGCAGGGGCGGACUGACCAUUUGGAAACUCGGGCACUGCCCAAGGGCCCGGGGUCAGUAGGGGGCCCCAUGGAUGCCCCUGGUACCUUUUUCAUAGGCUUUUUUGAGUUUGGGCAAAGGACACAGGGGCCCCAUGAUCCCCUAUUGCCCGGGGGCCCCAUGAGUUGUCAGUCCACCCCUGGCUUCCGCCCUGCAUUCAGCUCUCUGCUCUGAACUGAUCCCUACCCCAUGCCUCCUGGAAGCUGGGAAAUACCAUAUG